AAAGACAGACGUGUAUUGCUAAUAUUUUUAGUAAACAGUUAUCGAAAGAAAUUCGUAUUCAUAGUGAUUUCGCAAAAAAAUAUCUGUCAAUAUUUAUGUCUUAAAAAUACUAUUAAUAUUAAAAUUAAGUGUAAACCUGCCAAUAACACGUUAUUAAUAAAUCAGUAUUAUGUUUCAAAAUAAUAGGAAUACUAAAUAAUAGUUAUAAUGUGCUAAUUUACAAAAUUAUAUCGUAAUAUUAUCCAGCCAUAAAAUAACUGUGUGUCAUAAAUAAUAUAACAGGUCCUAAUAAAUAAUAACUCAUAUUAAAUAACAGGUCGCGAAUAAUUGAAUAAAUAAAAGAACAUUUUUUUUUAUUAAAAUGUCAAAUUUAAGUUUCGAACGAGUUGUAAUUAGUUCGAUAUUUAAAAAAGUGUUGAAGAUAGUGAGGUGACUAUGACGUGGACUAAAGAGUUGGAUGAGGCCGCAGUACUGGCCACAAAGACUGGCUAUUGGCAUGUGGUGCUUUUCUAUUUACUCUGUGGACUGGCGGCCAUACCAACUUCUUUCCUAGUAUUUUCUCAGGUCUUCACAAAUGCAACGCCAGAACAUUGGUGCGCUCCACCACCAGAACUGGACCACCUAGGAUUACCAGAUCAACUCCUUCGUUCCCUAACAGUACCAGGAGAGCAGGGCACGUACGAGUCAUGCACAGCAUACGAUAUAGACCGCAAGGAGUUACGUGAAGCGCUGAGGGAUUUCAUCGUUGAAAGGAUAAAGCUACAGUUAUAUCAGCAUGAAGUCAGAAAACUCUACAAGAACGUGCUGCGCCUGCACCGCGCGACAUUCAGCAAGAUACGUGUGUGCAGCCUGUUCUACGUGGACGCGGCGCUACAACUGAGUCUCAUGAGUCUACUCACUAACUACAUAGUAGUGUUGCUACAGUUUUCUAUUCUGUAA
Spodoptera litura is the source of this 939-nucleotide messenger RNA. RefSeq lists its product as uncharacterized. The record is from RefSeq and is a predicted model, not a curated record. NCBI's taxonomy places the organism in Eukaryota, Metazoa, Arthropoda, Insecta, Lepidoptera, Noctuidae.